Messenger RNA from Paramecium tetraurelia, 1653 nucleotides. RefSeq lists its product as uncharacterized. The transcript has 5 exons. The record is from RefSeq and is a predicted model, not a curated record. Lineage: Eukaryota; Ciliophora; Oligohymenophorea; Peniculida; Parameciidae.
AUGUUAUAAUUUAUAUCCAAAAGACCUUUCUGUGUUCAACUCAAAGACAUCAAUACAAUGCUUAGUAGAUUGUCCUCAAGUAUCAAGGAAUUUAAAUAUGUCAAUCGUAACAUUGAUAAGGCAAUCAAAUCAAGAGAGUACUAGGAAAUUCUGGAGAGACUCCCUCAAUCCCAUUCCCAAUUGGAUAAUUAUGGACUACAAUGUGGUCUAGACUCAUUUUCUCAUAUUUUUGAUCAUCUGGGUUAAGAUAGUAAUUUGGAACCCGUUCGAUAAUUUUUGGCAAAGAAAGCCGAUAAUUUAUUGCAAUAUCCAAUAAAUGUCUUAUGCGACACCUAUUACAAUUUAACUCUACUAAGAAGUGAUACAAAUAAAUUCCAAGAUCAAAUUUUAACACACAUUAAAAUCAACUAAAGUAUUCCUGGAGAACAAUUUGUUAGAUUACUAAGGGCUUUGACUAAAAAGUUUAAUUUAACAGAAUAUGAUCAUUAAUUGAUUUUAGUGCUAAAUUAAUUAAAUAUAAAGUAAUCUUAAGUCUAAAUUUUACUUAAAUGCUUUAGAUAUUUUGCUGAGCUUCACACCCUGCAUUAAAAACCAUUGUAUGCAUUUCCUGAGCUUUUUGAAUAUAUUGCAACACAAAUAAAGAAAUUUCCAACUCAUAGUUAUGGCGAUAUUUUUUGUGCAUAUCAUCAUUUAGGCACCGCCUUUGAUUAAUCUUUCUUACAUAAAACAGUACAAGAAUUCGAACACUCAAUCGCAACCUACAAAAAUGGUAUGACAUAACUAGCAAUGUAAUAGUAUAUUACAAUCCUGAGAAUUGCAAAUAAACUAGAUAAAAGUGAUAUAGUUAAAUUUAAUUGGGAUUUACAUUUCAAUGCCUUAAAGGAAUUGCUUUCAUCACGUGAUUUCAAUUAAAAAACCAAUAUUACUUCAUUUUGUUCACUAUUUAUAGAUAAAAUAUCUCAAUAUGAUCAAAGUGAAAAGGAUAAACUAUUUGAAAUGAUCAGAUCAUUCUAAACUCCUGGGAUUUGGGAUUUCUUUUAUUAAAAUAAAUAGUAUUUUACUUAAUAGUAAAACCAACUUAUACUUGAAGAAUUUAUAAAUUACGGAUAAGAAUAGUAAUAAGUAAGUGAUUAAAAGUACCCUCAAAAUUAUGUCUUUUACAAUAAAUACGCUCGACUUUAUAAUCUUCCAGAAAGAAAAGAACAGCAAUUCUUGUUGGGAGGCUUGGUAUUAUCGUAAUAUGAAUAAACAACAGAUGAAGUAUAAACCAUGAAAUUUCUUCAGAAUGUUACUAUCAAAAAUUAAUUUUGGAGUUCAUAAUUCAAAAUUUUAUUAAGUAGCAUCAAUGGAACUCAAACUUUGGAGUUCUGGAAAUAAUAAACUAUCAAAAAUACUCGAAGGGUUCAAGAAGAAUAUUCAUUUGAAAUACAAAGACAUCUCAAUGGCGACUUUAACAUGUUUCCCAAGGUCUUUAAUCAAUAUCAGUGCUAAUUUGUAAUUUGGUCUUUCCAACACUUUCAAAUGGCACCCGUACUUGUGGCACCAAUAUUUUAUAGAACACUAGGAACCCAUUAGAAGUAUGUGUUUUUAAAAGUUUAGCCUGAUAGACGAAUUGGUGAGCUUAUUUACCUUUCAUAAUUGUGGUUUCAAUGA